Sinocyclocheilus rhinocerous is the source of this 789-nucleotide messenger RNA. RefSeq lists its product as uncharacterized. Lineage: Eukaryota; Metazoa; Chordata; Actinopteri; Cypriniformes; Cyprinidae. The transcript has 4 exons. The coding region runs from base 14 to 658 and encodes 214 amino acids. The record is from RefSeq and is a predicted model, not a curated record.
CAAACAAGAUAGAAUGACAUGGUAUUUUAAUAAAAUUCGUAUAGCUCAAAUCACUGGAGAUCAGAAUAAGAUCUGUACAGAUGUUCAGUGUCCCCAGAGAUUCAGACACAAACUGAAUAUGACAGACAGAUCUCUUAUGAUCACAAACAUCAACACCACAGAUGCUGGAGUUUAUAAAGCAGAGAUCACCAGCCGUAAUAUCGCAAAGACCUUCAGUGUUACUGUCCAUGGUGUUUCUGCUGCUGAACGAGAUGAAAUGAAGAGAAAAUUAGUGAAGGAGGGAGAAUCUGUCACUUUACUUCCUGGUGUAAUAAAAACAAAUGAUACGAUCACGUGGUAUUUUAAUGACACUCGUAUAGACAUUAAUAGCUGUACAGAUGUUCAUUGUGUUGCUGAUAAGGAAUUCAGAGACAGACUGCAGCUGGAUAAUCAGGCUGGAUCUCUGACCAUCACAAACAUCAGAACCACAGACUCUGGACUCUAUCAACUACAGAUCAAUAGCAGCAGAAUCUGCACCAUAAAGACAUUCAGUGUUGCUGUCAUUAGACUGUCUUCAGCUGCUGUAGCAAGAAAACAUUAUGGUGCUGCUGCUGCUGUUCUGCUGUAUGUUGCUGCUGCUGUUUGUAUGAUUUACUAUCGCAAGCAUCAGAAAUUAUGAAAUGGUGGAUCAAGUUUUAGACUUGCCCCCUACUUUGACUCCCACUCUUUUGAAGAAGGCUCUUAAUGGGAUGUUCCCUAAUCAGACUGAUGCUACCAGUGAGAUGUCAGUGUAACAUACUUUUUUUUCAA